Clarias gariepinus (North African catfish) is the source of this 2731-nucleotide messenger RNA. It is a transcript of the gene btbd16, whose product is annotated as BTB (POZ) domain containing 16. Lineage: Eukaryota; Metazoa; Chordata; Actinopteri; Siluriformes; Clariidae. Bases 115 to 1845 code for a protein of 576 amino acids. The record is from RefSeq and is a predicted model, not a curated record. The transcript is spliced from 16 exons.
UAUGUGCUGUUCCCGGUGUUUACACUCUCCUCUCUCUGACAGAGGUCUCAGCGGGGAGAGACUCAUUUUCCUGCUUUAAGUUGUUUUAGAGUUUAGUAACCUGACAGAACUGAGAUGCUAAAUGCUAACUGCCACAGCAGAGCGCGCUUGUGUUUUGGUUUAGCCGGACGCGAGCGCAGUCAGGCAGGGAACACAAACCGCUGGAAGUUGGCUCCGCCCCUAGCAGGUGAUCUCCUGGGACAGGCGCAGGUAGAGAGAGCGAUGAGGUCGGGGGUCAACAUCCACACACCUCAACGAUCCAUGAAGUCAGGAGAGCGAGCGGCGAGUUCUUACCAUGUUGUUGAUGAUGAAGCUGAUGGAGCGGACACACUCCAGCAGCAGCAGGACGCCUACUCCAGCCAGAAGCCGCCCCCUCUCCAGGACCCCCCGCCCGCCGCACUCUGUAUGUCACAGAACAUCCAGCUGUCAGGCACAUCUGCAAAUCCUGAACACCUGUUCUACAUGGUGUCUCAGCAGGUGGUUGAGAACGCCCAGCCAGACGCAGUGCUGGAGUGUCUCGGCAGCAUCUGGGAGCUGCACUGUCCCUACCUGUGUGAGUCCGGGACCCUAACCGAGCUCUACAGGAAGUCCAAGAAGCAAAGACACACACUGCUCCAGGAAAGAACCGAGAGCAGUGUUAGAGAAAGGUGUGUGUGGCGAGGAGGCAGGGCGACAAAACUGAGACAUGAUGGAGAAAUGGGGAAGAGUCGAGGCAGCCUCACACGUCCCAUCCUGAUCCGGCUGAACAUAAACGAGCCCUCCAUCACUAAAGAGUCUCUCUCCUUUGCCCUGAGAUCUCUGUACAGGAGUGAUGAGUGUCCUGAUCAGUGGUGUGAGGCCGUGCUUUCUACCGCCACUCUGCUGCGUCUCCCACGGCUCAAACACAGGUGUCUAAUGGAGAUGAUCUCCAGCAUCAGUUUUUCGACAGUGUGUGACUUUCAUCGAGUUUCCUUUAAGUACCAGCACACGGGUCUCCAGCGGGCGUGUGAGCGAUGGCUGGAGCUGUCUCUGGUAACCGAGCUGUCACAUCGCAUCCACCUCAGGGACUUGACCUUUGACCUCCUGCUCAAAACCCUUCAGUGCCCCCGAGUGUUUACAAUUAACGAGUACGAGCUCCUCAGGACUGUGCUGUACUGGAUCUACCUGCAGUUAAACACCCGAGAACACUCCCUGCCCUCACACAGGACCAUCAUCGGCUUCUACAGCAGGGCUUCUGGGAUUUUUCUGGAGCAGCCUUUAGGCCAAAAGUACGCUCCUCUCUUCCAGGCUCUUCGGCUGCAUGGUAUCACAGAGCGACAGCACAUGGAGGAGGUGCAGAAGAUCAAUGUAUUUCCUCACUCCUGGCUCCACUUCACUUUCUCCAGCCUCGUCUACUCCAUCCACAGCGGAGGCAACAUGCACAUCACCGACUUUCCCAGGCAGGCCGUCCGUUUCGGAAUGUCCGUGACCGGGGAACACUGCACUCACACUGUCGCUCUCUACGGCUUUUACUUCCUGCUCAAAGCUUCCAGAGUUGGAGAAUCUGAAGCGUUUGCGUUCUCCAUGGAGAGGUUAAGACACUGGGACCCUGCGCUAGCCGAGAGCUGUAGGACAACGCAGCCGUUUAGCAUGAGAGCCGAGCGCUACGUGUGCUAUCAGAUCAGCGUGCAAAGCUGUGUCUGUGGAGAAUGGCAGGAAAGGAGCAGCGGAGAACUCAAUCAAGUGUUUGGCUUGAGUAAGCGCUGCUGCAGGAGCAAGGUGUUCACGGUCGACGGCGUUUGCGUGCCUGCGCUGGUGAUGUUUUCCCUGGCCUUCCCAUCAGCCUGAGUUACACAAAUAACAAUAAACACCAGUCUUCACUUACAGACCUUGCGCCACACACAACCUGUGCUUACAGUACAUGGCGCGCACGCACACACACACACUCUCAGUGUCAUGCCGCUACGGGAAAACAAUCAACAGCCUGGUGUGAAGAAGAAACAAAGUUCCUGUAGCACACUGAAGCUGAUUAUUUUCUUUAAACAGCUAAUAACUGAGUGUUUUAUUCCUCUUAAACCACAGCAGUGUGAUGUCAGAUCAUAGUUUCUAUCCUUUUAGUCACACUUACUGUGAAAUAAGUUAAAUCCGGUUUUUACUUUAAGUUAUAGCAGCUGAUUCCAUUAUGAUGAUUAUGAUGAUUAUUAUUAUUAUAUUUUAAUCAGUAUUCAGUAAUCAGUGGAGUGAGCCAUUACUAUGGAAACGAUGGUGUAUUAGAGCGAGUUCACUUAAAUUGACCUGUACUAAUGUUUCAGCUGUCGUUAUAGACAAUAAAAACACCUUCUGAGCAGAACUCGACAGCAGUGUGGUGUAAACCCUUAUGUUAAACACAGUAAUCAGUAACAGUAUCAGAAAUUCCACAGGGUAAUUAUUUAUGUCUGUAUUAAAAAUUUUUGUUUAUUUUGCACUAAAACCCCAUAUUUCAGCAUGUUCACUCGAGGUUCUUUGGUGCGGUAAGAAUAGUUUUCCUUCUUCUCUUUAAGUGCGUCAGGUCUCCAUUGUUCUUAUGCGCUCCUGUUAGAGAGGAAAGGAAGCAAGCUUUGGGCACGACACAGGAAGUACUCCCUGACCCCGUUUACUUUGAGCCCAUCACGUUCCUCACUCCCAGACCUCUUUCAGGAGAACGAGCACAUUUCAUAGCAGAUUAGCAGAAAAGAGACAGGCAGGUGACCUCACC